Molecule: messenger RNA, 1053 nt
Organism: Cygnus atratus (black swan)
Lineage: Eukaryota; Metazoa; Chordata; Aves; Anseriformes; Anatidae
Gene: GNAT1
Product: G protein subunit alpha transducin 1
Exons: 8
Coding region: 1-1053 (350 amino acids)
Biological process (GO): adenylate cyclase-modulating G protein-coupled receptor signaling pathway
Cellular component (GO): heterotrimeric G-protein complex
Molecular function (GO): G-protein beta/gamma-subunit complex binding; G protein-coupled receptor binding; GTPase activity
Source: RefSeq, a predicted model, not a curated record
AUGGGCGCAGGGGCCAGCGCCGAGGAGAAGCACUCGCGCGAGCUGGAGAAGAAGCUGAAGGAGGACGCUGAGAAGGAUGCCAGGACCGUCAAGCUGCUGCUGCUGGGGGCAGGGGAGUCGGGGAAGAGCACCAUUGUCAAGCAGAUGAAGAUCAUCCACCAGGAUGGCUACUCGCUGGAGGAAUGCUUGGAGUUCAUCGCCAUCAUCUACAGCAACACGCUCCAGUCCAUGCUGGCCAUUGUGCGGGCCAUGACCACCCUCAACAUCCAGUAUGGCGACUCGGCCCGCCAGGAUGAUGCCCGCAAGCUGCUGCACCUCUCUGACACCAUCGAGGAGGGCACCAUGCCCAAGGAAAUGUCAGACAUCAUUGGGCGGCUCUGGAAGGAUGCAGGCAUCCAAGCCUGCUUCGACCGUGCCUCCGAGUACCAGCUCAACGACUCGGCUGGAUACUACCUGUCGGACCUGGAGCGCCUGGUGACCCCCGGCUACGUCCCCACGGAGCAGGACGUGCUGCGCUCGCGUGUCAAAACCACCGGCAUCAUCGAGACCCAGUUCUCCUUCAAGGACCUCAACUUCAGGAUGUUCGACGUGGGCGGCCAGCGCUCGGAGCGCAAGAAGUGGAUCCACUGCUUUGAGGGGGUGACCUGCAUCAUCUUCAUUGCGGCCCUCAGCGCCUACGACAUGGUCCUGGUGGAGGACGACGAAGUGAACCGCAUGCACGAGAGCCUGCACCUCUUCAACAGCAUCUGCAACCACCGCUACUUCGCCACCACCUCCAUCGUCCUUUUCCUGAACAAGAAGGAUGUCUUCCUGGAGAAGAUCAAGAAGGCCCAUCUCAGCAUCUGCUUCCCCGACUAUGACGGUCCCAACACCUACGACGAUGCCGGCAACUACAUCAAGCUGCAGUUCCUGGAGCUGAACAUGCGUCGGGACGUGAAGGAGAUCUACUCGCACAUGACCUGUGCCACCGAUACCGAGAACGUCAAGUUCGUCUUCGACGCCGUCACCGACAUCAUCAUCAAGGAGAACCUCAAGGAUUGCGGGCUCUUCUGA